AUGUUUGUUGAACAACAACAUAUUCGUUCGCCACCACCAUUGAAUUAUCUCGAUGCAGCAUCGAACAGUUCGGAAAAUGACUCUUAUGUUAGUGGAGCAUUUGCGAAUUCGAAAAAUCAAGGACAUUACAAUGUUAGACGAUAUGAAAAUGGAAGUAAUCCGUGUAGAUAUCUCUUUCGAUGCAUUCGAAAACUUUGGGCAACGCAACAAACGGAAAAUAUCAAUUGUGAAGAAGAUUUGAGUGCGUAUGCUAAGACAACCAUUCGAGAAUUGGCUAUUUAUCUGAUUUUUGUUUCGAUUCUAUCGAUUGUGGUCUUCGGUAUGGUCAAUCCAAAUAUGUACACAUUAACGCAAGGCUUAAAAGGUGUUUUUGUCGAUGCUCAUAUGACUGACGAAUCGAACAAUAAAACAGGUCCAUCGUUUACCCAACUCGCUCAUAUUGAUGAAUUCUGGCAGUAUAUGAAUGAUAUUGCUGCCCCUGGUUUUUUCACCGAGACAUGGUACAAUGAUGAUAAUGUUAGUGACUAUGGUUAUAUUCUGUAUGAGAAUCGACUGUUAGGAGCGAUUCAAAUGCGGCAGAAGAAAGUGCGUAAUAAUUCUUGCAUUGUGGCGAAUGAUUUUAAGCAUGAAAUCAAAUUCUGCAUGAAUUCAUACGCACCGGCAUUUGAAGAAAAGAAUUCAUUUGGUCCGUGUGAAAAUCUUGAUGCAGAUAAUUGCACUGUUGAAGCGUUUAAAUAUUCUCCAUCAACUUCAUUGUUCGGAUUUCGUACAACAGGAAAAGUGGGUGAAUACGAUCAGGGUGGUUAUAUUCAUACAUUUGCUUCAUCUCAAGAAGAAUUCAAAAGUCAAAUCGCUGAAUUGAAGGAAAAUCUUUGGAUCACACUUGGUACUCGAGCAAUUAUCCUUGACUUCACAGUUUACAAUGCCAAUCUUAAUCUAUUCUGUCAAGUGCAAUUAUUGUUUGAAUUUCCAGCUGUUGGUGGUGUUGUUACUUCAUAUAAAUUUCGCGCAGUUAAACUACUUCGUUAUGUCAAUAUCUUCGAUUAUUUUGUUCUCAGUUGUGAAAUUCUUCUGGCACUCUUCGUCGUCUACUACACAAUCGAAGAAAUGCUCGAAAUCAAAACCAUGAAAUCGCAAUAUUUUGGAUCCGUAAUGAAUUGUUUGGAUUUAAUCGUCAUCAUUUUAUCGUAUGUUUGCAUGGCAUUCAAUAUCUAUCGUCAAGUUCAAGUUAAUAAUUUACUCGAUGAAUUAUUACAGACACAAAAUGGACAAUUCAGUGACUUCACAUUUCUUUGCUACUGGCAAUAUCAAUUCAAUAAUAUCAUCAGUGCAACAAUCUUUCUUGCAUGGAUUAAAAUCUUCAAAUACGUCAGUUUUAAUAAAACAAUGACACAAUUAAGUCAAACAUUGACCAAAUGUGCCAGAGAUAUAUCAGGUUUUGCAUUGAUGUUUUUCAUCAUCUUCUUCGCAUUCGCACAAUUGGGUUAUCUAACGUUUGGCAUUCAAAUUGAAGGUUUUCGUUCAUUUCAAUACUCUGUUUAUACAUUAUUCUUGGUUAUCUUGGGAAGUUUUGAUUUUCCAGCAUUGCAACAAGCACAUCGUGUUCUCGGACCGAUCUUCUUUUUGGCAUAUGUCUUUUUCGUCUUCUUCGUCUUAAUGAACAUGUUCUUGGCUAUCAUCAAUGAUACGUACAUGGAAGUCAAAGCUGAACUGCAGAAGAAGCAGAGUCGUUUUGCAUUAACCGAUUUUGUUAAACAAGGUUAUGCGAAAAUGCGCGAUCGUCUGGCAGCUAGACACAAUCGUCUCGCUGAUAUUCGCAAAGUUUUAUCCAUUGCUGAUGUGAAUUGUGAUAAAGUCUUGGAUUUUGAAGAAUGGCGUACUGAAAUGAAAUCACGCGGCUAUGCAGAAGAAGAAAUUGAACAAAUGUUUGCGCGCUACGACACAAACGGCGAUCGAGUCUUAGACGAAGAAGAACAGCGCAUGUUGAAACAGGAUUUAGCCAGACAAAAUGAAGCUAUUGUUCGGGAAAUGAAUCAAUUGAACAUGACAGCUGUUAAUGGUAGAGUGGCAGUGAUACGUGAUGACAACAGUGUACGAAAGAGUAGUACAUCGUCUUCACAAAAUUCAAAAGCACAAAACGUGACUAUGGAUGAGUAUUAUGAUUUGGAUCGACGAGUUGAUUCAAUGGAAUCAUCUGUUACCCUUCUUCUAUCCAAGAUCGAUACUGUCGUUUCGAAACUUGACGCAUGCGAGAAACCUCAAAGUUCGGCUACGCAUCAUAAACAAUGA
Messenger RNA from Adineta ricciae, 2289 nucleotides. The record is from the annotation of a GenBank genome assembly. NCBI's taxonomy places the organism in Eukaryota, Metazoa, Rotifera, Eurotatoria, Adinetida, Adinetidae.